AUGAUGACAAACCUAUCGCGCUUCACCUGCAGUUUCUCCGACCAUCCGUGGGCCGACGAUGCGCCGGUCUUCCCGUCGCAAGCUCAAGUGCUUGCCUACUUGAAGUCGUACGCCCAGCGGUUCCUCAUUCCGCCGGGAUCAAACUCAUUGGCAGCCUCAAGCUCGCUGCGCCUUAACGCGCGUGUCUCCCGCGUCGCGUUGCUGGACGACGGAAAGUGGAGUGUCCACGUGGAUCAAGACGGCCGGCAGCAAAACCCAGAGGUGUUCGAUUCCCUGGUAGUCGCCUCGGGGUUCUUCGAGAAGGCACGCAUUCCCAACAUGCCAGGGGCUGAUGCAGCGGCAGCAGCAGGAGUCCUUAUCCACAGCGCCGACUGCAGGACCAGCGAUGCCUUCGCGGGGAAGAAGGUCGUCGUCGUCGGUGCAUCCUUCAGCGGCGUCGAUAUCGCCGCUGACGUGGCAUCAAAAGCUUCUGAGGUCAUCCACGUCAUCGCCAAGCCCUUCUGGCUGCUGCCACGCUUCCUUCCAGCCGACCCGUCAGACCUGGCCUCGCCCUUCCUGCCGCUCGACUUGUGCUUCUAUCGAAGGACCUCGCGAGCGUCGCCGUCUCUCGUCGCGUUGCGCAGUGAAGAGGCGCGGCGUGCUGCCAACAAGUACAUGCGCGCUCUGUGCGGUGAUCAGGGUAGACUCCUGUGCCCUGAGCUGGCCGUGAGCAGCAGCGACAGCGAGCACCCGUUCAUGGCCAUCUCAGACAGGUACGGGCCGAUGGUGCAGCAGGGGCUCAUCCGCGUGCUGCACGGCAGAGUGGAGGGCGUGCUGCUGCAGCCGCAUUCGCACAGCACAGCUGCACAGGCCUCUGUGACUCUCCAGGGCACGGAUGAGCCCAUUGACAGUGUGGAUGCAGUCAUCUUCUGCACUGGUUACAGCCCCGCUCUGCCCUUCCUCCCAAAUGACCUUAAAGAGCAGAUUGGCUUCGACUCGUCGGACCUCUUCUCGCCGCUGCUGCUGCACCGCUGCACCUUCCACCCGUCGCUCCCCAACGCUGCCAUGGUGGGCAUGUACCGCGGGCCCUACUUUGCCGCCAUGGAGCUCCAGGCUCGCUGGGCCGCAGCCGUGCUGUCCGGCGCCCUCCCGCCCGUUCCAAACAGCACCCUUCAAGAGGGCAUUGAGGAGGCGAGGAAGGUGAGGGAGCAGCAGCCACGGCCGCAGUUCCCUGUGUGGGACUAUGUGGGAAUGUGCAACUCGCUCUCUGAGGCGCUCGGGUGUGCGCUGCCCACGGACCCCGAGUGGAUGAGAGUGAACGACAUGGUCGUACCGGCGCACUACUGCACCACCACCACCACUGCACCGUCUGUUGCUGCCGCUGAGGUUGCCAUGGCGCAAUUGACGCGUGCUUGUAGCGAGCUGGAGGGCGGGAGCGCAGUGGCAGGGGCGGUGUUCCGGGGGUUGGCGGGGAAAUGGCGGUUGGAGCGCGAGAUCCGGAGUGUGCAUGAGGGCCUGCCGUCGGGCAGCAUGCAAGGGACAGCCACGUUCAGUCUACGCGCGGGGGAAGGAGAGUACCUGUACCGUGAAGAGGGGGAGUUUGUGAUGGCAGGCAGCGGAGGGGGCAAGGGGAACAAGGUGUGGCGCGAGUAUGUGUGGGUGCGCGAGUAUGUGUGGGUCUGCGAGGGGCCCGAGGAUGGAAUCGCCGUCCACUUUGCCGACAAGUCGCAGCGCACAUACCUCUUCCACCACUUGAGGUUCUUUCCGGACCCUUCUGGGUCAGGUUCUGCUUCUCACAGAAAUGAAGACCUUGAGAGUGCUGAUUUCGUGGAGAAGGCGCUGCCCCGGGCGUGGCGUGCGGUGGGGGAGCACCUGUGUGUGAAGGACUUGUACAAAGUGGCGUACCGGUUUGCCUUCCAAGGUGUUCACCUGGAGAGGUUCAGCAUCGAGUACCUUGUGCGCGGGCCCCACAAGGACUACAAAUCCUCUGCUUUGUUUACUCGGCCUACCUAA
Closterium sp. Naga37s-1 is the source of this 1992-nucleotide messenger RNA. NCBI's taxonomy places the organism in Eukaryota, Viridiplantae, Streptophyta, Zygnematophyceae, Desmidiales, Closteriaceae. The record is from the annotation of a GenBank genome assembly.